Messenger RNA from Oldenlandia corymbosa var. corymbosa, 2022 nucleotides. The record is from the annotation of a GenBank genome assembly. Lineage: Eukaryota; Viridiplantae; Streptophyta; Magnoliopsida; Gentianales; Rubiaceae.
AUGGCAAGGAUCUCCACGUUAUUAUGGUUUUUCUCAUUCCAAUACUGCUGCUUCAUUGCUUGUGGAGCUCAGCCAAUAUUCAAGAGCAUCUCCACAGAUGAAUCUGCUCUUCUGGCCGUCAAGUCUCGUAUAACACAUGAUCCUUAUAACAUAUUAGCUACAAACUGGACCAAAGGCACUCCAGUUUGCGAUUGGGUAGGCCUCACUUGCAGUCGGAAGCACCAAAGAGUUGCGGAAUUGAAUCUGUCCGCGGGAUCGUUCCAAGGCACAAUAGCCAAAGAAGUAGGGAAUCUCUCCUUCCUUGUUUCUCUGGACAUAAGCCGAAACAAUUUCUAUGGAUUCAUACCAGAUGAAAUCGGCCAUCUGAAGCAGUUGCAAAAUCUAUAUAUCCAGCUCAAUGAUCUAAGCGGGCAGAUUCCCCAGAGCUUAGGGUACCUUACCCGAAUGGAAGAACUAGUCCUGCAUAAUAACAGUCUGAGUGGCCCAAUCCCUCGUACCAUUUUCAAUAUUUCCACGUUGCGGUCCAUUGACUUGAUGUACAACUUCCUUAAUGGGACUCUUCCUGAUGAUCUCUGUACUAAUCUCCCAAAAUUGGAAGUCUUUAAUGCGUCAUACAAUCACAUCAGUGGAGAAAUUCCAGCUACCCUGUCUCAAUGCUCGGAGAUCAAAAUCCUGCGUUUGGGACACAACAUUUUUACGGGUUCCAUCCCCGAAAAUGUUUGCAACCUCUCAAAACUUGAGUGGUUGCGACUUGGUGAAAACAAUUUGACUGGUGUACUACCUUCAACACUCUUCAACAUAUCAUCACUAAGCGAUCUAGCAUUUUCGGAGAAUCAGUUAUCCGGCAGUCUACCACGGGAUAUGUGCAAGAAUGCAAUGAAUUUAGAAUAUGUGUUUCUCUAUGAGAACAAUUUCCAAGGGGAAAUUCCAGCUACCCUGUCUCAAUGCUCAGAGUUGAAGUUCCUAAGUUUUAAAAGCAAUGAACUUAAGGGUUCCAUACCUGGAAACAUUGGCAACCUUUCCAAACUAGAGCAGCUGUUUCUUAUGAAAAACAAUUUGACAGGUGGGCUACCUUCAACACUCUUCAAUAUGUCUUCAAUGACUCAUUUAUCAGUUGGGUAUAAUAAGUUAUCUGGAGCUCUUCCAAGGGAUAUGUGCAAGAAUGCCAUGAAUUUAGAAUACGCGGAUUUCUACGGGAACAUCCUGACGGGAUCGAUACCUCCCAGCCUGCCUUUUUGUAGAUCGCUGAAUACACUUUUUCUGGUGAACAACAAUUUCCAAGGGAAAGUUCCAGUUGGGAUUUGGAAUAUGUCGUCACUUCAGUAUUUAUAUCUCUGGGCUAACAACUUCACAGGUUUUUUUUUUUUGGGUUUUGGUGGUGGGUUCUCUCUUAGUACUGCCAAUGUCUUGAUAAAAUUAUUGAAUUGGGUUGUGCUUGUUUGGCAUGGCAGGGAAACUAGAUUUGAGUUCAGGAAAUUCGACCAUCUUCAAGGAUAUAGGCAUAGGAUCAAAUGGAUUCUACGGUAGCUUGCCAGAUGAUAUGUGCAUCACUCAUCCAAACUUGAAUUGGUUAGACUUCCAAUUUAACAGAUUUUCUGGCAAAAUCCCCUCUAGUCUUUCACAUUGCAGCGCACUCUACUACAUUAACUUCAAUUCUAAUAACCUUACAGGAGGGAUACCAGCUGGGAUCGGAAACAUAUCCGAGCUUCAGUAUCUGCGUCUUUUUAACAAUAGCCUGACAGGAGAAAUCCCGCCUGAGUUAGGGCAGUUGACGCUUCUUGAAGAAUUGCUCCUAGAAUCAAACAAGUUAACAGGCAAAAUUCCGCCAUCCCUGUUUAACAUAACUGCAUUACGGAAUCUGACACUUGCCAGGAACCAACUUGUUGGCAAUGUUCCUCCAAUUCCUGGAUCCUGAUUUCAGCUUUAUACAAGCAGCCCACUGCAUAUUUACUAUAAACAAAGCUGGGCAUAUACUCCCUCCGGUCCUUGUCAUUUGUCAUUUUGAUUUCUGCUAAAUUUCAU